GAAAGAGUCAACUUCAAAUGGAACAGGAAAGAAACGAAUGUCGCUGUGUGAUUCGAAGCCACUCGAUUUGACCGUACGAAUAAAGCAGUUCCCGCAAAAUGCAAAUGGUAGUAGCAGCAGCAGCUGUGACUGCGCAGAUGAGGAUAACAUUGCCAAUACACCUCAUCGAUGCCAGCAAUGCGAUUUUGUGCCUGCCAGUGCCAGUCAAUUGGCACAACACGUUCGAGUCAAUCAUGCUGCAAUUCAAGCUUAUAUUUGCCGGAUUUGCGGCUACAAAGGAUACUCGUUGCGUGGAAUCCGCUCACAUCUCAGGCAACUAUUAUUAUAAUU
Molecule: messenger RNA, 330 nt
Organism: Gongylonema pulchrum
Lineage: Eukaryota; Metazoa; Nematoda; Chromadorea; Rhabditida; Gongylonematidae
Source: the annotation of a GenBank genome assembly